AGGGAGAUAAGAUUCAAGGAGGGCAUCGUAAUGAUCGCUUGGUUUAUAUAUCAGUAAGAUCAACGGGCACAAAUGCACGUAAAUAAGGGUACAUUUAAUGCAAUGAUACCAGUUACUGUCGUUGGAAUUCCAGUUGUCCCGAUAAGCCCACCAUCUCAGAAUCUCCCAAAAGUGAGGGAUCAAUUGACGAAACAGUUGAUACGAUGACCUGACGGACGCCUGCUAUGUGUAGACAGGUAUCAAUCACAGAUCUUGGAGGGCGUCAAGCAACAGCACCAGGACUAAUCCAUAAUACCUAUUACCUUAGUGAUUAUUAGCUGCAGCGAAAAAUGUCUGCAUCCACAGUCACUGAUUUGUCUGCGUCUGCAAAUAAAUACGAGUUUACGCCAACACAAGACUGGUUUAGCAACAACAUUCCAUCCUGGAAAAGCCUCUUCCCAUUAGUGACUUCGCCUGAGCCACGUAUCCUAGAAAUCGGGUCCUGGGAAGGACGCUCGGCAGUUUUUCUGCUCACCACACUCUGCGCCCAAGGCGGUGAGAUCGUCUGUAUCGACCAUUUCGAUCUUAUGCGUACUCCCGCGGGACGUGAGCGCCACCGCAAGCUCUCGCAAAAUCUCCCACAAACGGGUCGCCCAUUUCGCAUACUCCCCCAGUUCAGCGUCCCCGCACUAUAUGCGCUCCUGGAAGAGGAGAUAAUGCGGGAUGCAGGCGCCGGAUUCGACUGGGUGUAUGUGGAUGGGUCGCACCGCGCAGAUGACACGCUCCUGGAUGCAGAGCUUGCAUGGCGCCUUGCGCGUGAGGGAUGCAUAUUCAUUUUCGACGACUAUAACUGGCCUGAGCAGCCCGUUGAAAGUGUGCAUCAUCCCCGCCGCGGCAUUGAUGCAUUCCUUGCGCUUCAUGCAGGGGAGUAUGAGCUUCUGUCUGAAGAUCCAGAGCAGUACCAGUUAAUCUUGAAGAAGACCUGUGAGAUGCGGAUCGGAUUCCUCAUAGAAGAGAGUGUUGAGCAACGCUUCGCAAGCGCUCUGGGCUGCGGGAUUUAUUUGGUCCUCGCCAUCGACACCUCGUAUGCGAUGGCAGCAGCUGUCACGAUUCGCAGCGCCAUCGAGAAGACCGCGGGACGUAUGACAAUUUAUAUUGUGGACUGUGGACUUUGCGUCAAAGACAAAGAAGAUAUCAAGUUGUCGCUUCCCGAGCGGCACAACGUUACCCUAGCAUUCCUGGAUCUUCCGACUGGAAGUCUAGCUGCGGAAUUAGGCCCAACCUGGGCGAAGAUUGACAUGAUGAAGAUCCUGCCAGUGGAGCGGGCUUUGUACCUGGACGCAGACAUGCUGGUACGCAAGAGUCUGGAAGAGUUGUGGAACACCGAUUUGGAGGGCUCCUCGAUUGGUGCAGCGAUGGAUGUUGGAUUCCCGAUGGGUCACGAUGACGUCACACAAAGACGGUAUUUCAACGCAGGCAUGCUCCUGAUUGACCUAGCAAAGGCAAGAACGCGCCUGUCUGAGCUUGAGGCUCGGGUGCGCAAGAUGAAAGAGGCUCGCUAUGGCGAUCAGGAUGUACUGAAUGCGCACUUCGCUGGCGAUUGGGCCGAAGUGAGCCUGAGCUGGAAUGCGCAGGGACUCGGAACCUAUGCAGAGACUGGCUCGGCUGACAGAGAGGCUUUGGCAUUGGGAGACAUGAAGGAUCCUGGAGUCGUGCACUUCACAGGGCCAGUUCAUCCUGGCCUUGUGGCGGUGCUCAAUCCGUUCGUGCAGCCGUACACAUCCAAACCUUGGGGUUAUGCGGGUGCACCAGGACACCCAUUCAAAGACGAAUGGUGGGGUGCGUUGAACGAGACGGCAUGGGCAGGGUGGCAGGGAUCAACACAAUACCAUGAGAUGUGUGUGAGAGAGAAAAAGAAAGCGAUUCAAGAUUCAAUCACGAAAUUCGAGACUCAAGUACAGUUCUAGGAAAAGCGUCGUUCCAUCAAUCCCACUUGAUCAUUGAAGUACUGAUAUCGGUUU
Molecule: messenger RNA, 2000 nt
Organism: Suillus clintonianus
Lineage: Eukaryota; Fungi; Basidiomycota; Agaricomycetes; Boletales; Suillaceae
Product: glycosyltransferase family 8 protein
Exons: 3
Coding region: 330-1946 (538 amino acids)
Molecular function (GO): glycosyltransferase activity
Source: RefSeq, a predicted model, not a curated record